This is a messenger RNA of Cordyceps fumosorosea ARSEF 2679, 1125 nucleotides long. RefSeq names its product extracellular trypsin protease. Gene Ontology annotation, biological process: proteolysis. Gene Ontology annotation, molecular function: serine-type endopeptidase activity. Lineage: Eukaryota; Fungi; Ascomycota; Sordariomycetes; Hypocreales; Cordycipitaceae. The record is from RefSeq and is a predicted model, not a curated record. Bases 1 to 1125 code for a protein of 374 amino acids. The transcript has 3 exons.
AUGGUGCCCAAACCUAGUCUCACGCUUGCCUUCGCGCUCUCUGCGACUUUGACCACGGCAAGAUCCGUCGAGAAACGGAUUACCGGAGGAGAGGAAGCUGGGGAAGGCGAGUUUCCGUCCAUGAUCAGUUUCCAAGCGUCCAGGCAUUACUGCGGCGGUGUCUUGUUAGACAGCACCACCGUUUUGACCGCCGCUCAUUGUGGUAGGGAUGACACCUCUCACAAUAAAGAUAAUGUCGUGAGGGUAGGAACGACGACCUGGGAGUCCGGCGGAGUGGUGUCCGGGUACGUGAAGGCGACCGUGGCCCCGUUUGACUUCCCGAAAGCAGAGAAGCCUGCGUACUGGGCCAACGACGUUAAGAUCUGGAAGCUGCUCACCGCGAUCGAGGAGAGCGACAAGAUCAAAUACGCGAAGCUUCCGGAGGAGGGCUCCGACCCCGCGCCAAACUCCACCGCCAUCGCCGUAGGCUGGGGCGUUCAAGGCGCACGGUCGCACCUCAGUGGCCGCCCUGUCAGCAAGCUUCACAAGGUCACGCUCCCCGUUCACGACCGUCAGGUGUGCAUCGACGCCGACCCGGAGGCCGCCGGCCGGGACUCUAUCGUGUGCGCCGGCGGCGAGGGCCGCAGCGUGUGCCUGUACGACAGCGGUGGCCCGCUCUUCGACGCCGCCACCGGCACGCUCAUCGGCCUCACCUCGUGGGGACCCAAGGACAAGAACGGCAACCACUGCGACCAGGCGCCGGCCGUCUUCACCCGCGUCGGCAGCUUCAUCCCCUGGAUCAAGGCGAACCUCGGCGUCGGCGUCGGACAGCUCCCCGCCCCCGAGGAGAUGUGGAUCCGGAAUGCGACGUCCCAGAUGGGCAUGCACUGCACCCGGUUCAUGCACCAGGACCCGGACGGCGCCUGCAAAGAGGCGAGCGGCGAGUGCCUGAAGGAGAUGCCGCAAGACACCCCGAAGACGGAGCUACUGCAGUGCGUGGAUAGGAAAGAGGCGUGUGCGGGCCAGAAGGGCGAGCCGGCGAAGCACAGCCAGUGCAUUGAGAAGGCAAAGGUGUGCGUCAAGGAGAAGGACAUCUGGAUUGGGAACAUCGAGGAGAUUCAGGAGUGUGCCCUGAAAGACCUCUAA